AUGGAGCGUGGUGAAAACAAUAUGGUUGUCAUGAAACCUAUACGAACAACAAAGAAAUUAGAUGAAAAUGGAGGAGAAGAAGAAGCAUUACUUAUGAGUCCAACCUCUCGAAUGUUUCAUGAACCAAACUACAAUCUUUACAUCUUAGCAAUCAUGGGUUGGAAAGUACCAAUUAAUGUUGAUGCCAUGAAAGCUGAAAUUCAAGGCAAGUUGCUUAAACAUCCGCGGUUUUCGAGUUUGCAGGUUAUUGAUGAGAGUGAUGACAGCCGAAAGAUGAAAUGGGUUCCCACGACAGUCAAUAUAGAUGAUCAUGUUACAGUCCCUGACCUUAUUAAAUCAAACCCCAAUAAUAUGGAUACGGACAAGUUGGUAGAAGAGUAUAUAUCAAACCUAAGCACGGCCAAUAUUGACAUGUCGAAACCUCUAUGGGAUCUUCACAUCCUUAACGCGAAAACCUCCCAUGCCGAGGCUACUUGUAUUUUCCGUCUUCAUCAUUCUCUUGGCGAUGGAGUUUCCCUUGUUUCGCUUUUACUCUCUUGUUUUCGGAAAAGUUCGGAUCCUACUUCUUUGCCCACACUCCUGGUUUCUUCUUCUUCAUCUUCGGCAAAUCAAAUUUAUCAAACAACAGAACAAGUAUUCGGUCUUUGA
Molecule: messenger RNA, 648 nt
Organism: Nicotiana tabacum (common tobacco)
Lineage: Eukaryota; Viridiplantae; Streptophyta; Magnoliopsida; Solanales; Solanaceae
Source: RefSeq, a predicted model, not a curated record